CAUCGUGGAACGAUACUUACUCCGGCGAGAAAUUGUUAUUUCUGGUAUUGCUGGCAGAUUUCCUGGUUCAGACAACAUGAAUCUGUUACGAGAAAAUUUAUUUAAUAAAAUUGAUCUUGUUAAAACAGAACAUAAUCGAUGGAAAAUAGACCAUCCAGAAAUUCCAAAUAGAAUGGGAACAAUUAGCAAUGUGGAAAAAUUUGAUGCGGAUUUCUUCGGAUUAUCUUUCGAACAAGCACAUACACUCAUUCCCGAAACGAGAUUGUUACUCGAACAUUCUUAUGAAGCAAUAAUCGACGCAGGAAUCAAUCCAAAGCAAUUACGAGGAAAAAAUACUGCUGUGAUCAUAGGAACAGCUUUUAAUGAGUCGCAAAAGAAAUUUUUAUAUGAGACCGCUCAGGUAGAGAAAAUUAUUAAUUAA
Messenger RNA from Wasmannia auropunctata (little fire ant), 421 nucleotides. RefSeq names its product fatty acid synthase-like. Gene Ontology annotation, molecular function: fatty acid synthase activity. Gene Ontology annotation, biological process: fatty acid biosynthetic process. The annotation marks the transcript as partial. Lineage: Eukaryota; Metazoa; Arthropoda; Insecta; Hymenoptera; Formicidae. The transcript is spliced from 2 exons. The record is from RefSeq and is a predicted model, not a curated record.